CAAUGUUUUUUCAGUUUUCAGUUUUGGUUUUCUGGGUCAGAAGACCACCUGAGCCUAAAGGCUGAGGCUGACAUGGCUCCUGAAAAGGAAAGUAAUGGCCUUGACAACUAUGCAUUUGGACUUGAAGGGCGCUUUUGUGAUCUUCCUGACACAAAACACAAAGAAGAACUGGACACCUCUCUGGACGAAGACAACAACAAACUAGCCUAUUGUGUGACUGAUGUGCCUCCUUGGUACCUUUGUAUCAUUCUUGGCAUCCAGCACUGUUUGACUGCGUUUGGAGGUAUCAUUGCUAUCCCGUUAAUCCUGUCUCAGGGGUUGUGUCUGCAGAAUGACGGCCUCACACAAAGCCACCUCAUCAGCACCAUUUUCUUCGUUUCUGGCAUUUGCACUCUGUUGCAAGUUACCUUCGGCAUUCGACUGCCAAUUCUCCAAGGUGGGACAUUCACACUACUGGCGCCUUCCAUGGCAAUGCUGUCCAUGCCAGAGUGGACUUGUCCUGCUUGGACCCAAAAUGCAAGCCUUGUCAACACCUCCUCCACAGAAUUCAUGGAAGUGUGGCAGAGUCGAAUGAGAGCGCUCCAGGGGUCCAUUAUGGUGGGCUCACUCUUCCAGGUGUUUGUUGGUUUCUCUGGUCUCAUUGGCCUCUUCAUGCGCUUCAUUGGACCUCUCACCAUCGCUCCUACCAUCUCUCUCAUUGGACUGUCCCUGUUUGACUCAGCUGGGAUCAGUGCUGGUAACCACUGGGGCAUCUCUGCCAUGACCACAGCACUGAUCAUUCUGUUCUCGCAGUACCUCCGUCACAUACCUGUGCCAUUUCCUACGUACAGCAAGGAUAGAAAACUGCACACCUCUCCUGUCUACGUCUUUCAGAUUCUCCCUGUAUUGCUGGGAAUCACUUUGUCUUGGCUCAUCUGCUACCUUCUCACGACCUACAAUAUACUUCCCUCUGACCCAGAACAAUAUGGUUACCUGGCUCGCACUGAUCUAAAGGGAAAUGUUAUGAGCCAAGCUCCCUGGUUUACUUUCCCAUAUCCAGGUCAGUGGGGGGUGCCCACUGUGAGUCUGGCAGGGGUGGUUGGCAUCUUGGCUGGUGUGAUUUCAUCAAUGAUAGAGUCUGUUGGGGACUACCACGCUUGUGCCAGGUUAUCUGGGGCUCCACCUCCCCCUAAACAUGCCAUCAACAGAGGUAUUGGUAUUGAGGGACUGGGCUGUCUGCUGGCUGGAGCCUGGGGUACAGGAAAUGGCACCACCUCAUACAGUGAGAACGUGGGAGCCCUCGGUAUUACAAAGGUUGGCAGUCGCAUGGUGAUAGUAGCCAGCGGAGUCUUGAUGGUUGUCAUGGGUGUUUUUGGUAAAGUGAGCGCUAUAUUCACCACUAUUCCAUCACCCGUGGUAGGAGGAAUGUUCAUGGUUAUGUUUGGGGUCAUUUCUGCAGCAGGAGUUUCUAAUUUGCAGUAUGCAGAUAUGAAUUCAUCUAGAAACAUCUUCAUCUUUGGCUUCUCCAUGUUCUCUGGUCUUGUCAUACCUAAUUGGAUAUUAAAGAACGUGAAAGCUAUUGAUACAGGUGUGGUUGAACUCGACCAGGUGCUGCAGGUACUUCUGACAACCAGUAUGUUUGUAGGUGGUUUCUUUGGCUUCGUACUGGACAACACAAUUCCAGGAUCAAAGCAUGAACGAGGCAUUCUCGCCUGGAACAAGGUUCACGAGGAUGACUCCAGCAACACACUGGAGAGUGGAGAAGUCUACAAGCUUCCUUUUGGCAUCAGUUCUUACGUGUCUUCUUCCUCCUGGCUCCGGUACAUACCGUUUUGCCCUCCCGUGCCCAGCUCCAUGGAUGGAUGUGGAGCAGACACUAAUGCCCUGGAACCUAAGCAGCCACUGGGACACCCAGAGCCUUCACAGAUCAUUGUUGGAGUUGCUCUGUGAGUCGCAUACUCACUCCAGCAUGCCAUUUUGCAAAUUUUGAAG
Scomber japonicus (chub mackerel) is the source of this 1971-nucleotide messenger RNA. It is a transcript of the gene slc23a4, whose product is annotated as solute carrier family 23 member 4. NCBI's taxonomy places the organism in Eukaryota, Metazoa, Chordata, Actinopteri, Scombriformes, Scombridae. Gene Ontology annotation, biological process: transmembrane transport. The transcript has 12 exons. The record is from RefSeq and is a predicted model, not a curated record. Gene Ontology annotation, cellular component: membrane. Gene Ontology annotation, molecular function: transmembrane transporter activity. Bases 73 to 1929 code for a protein of 618 amino acids.